UACCGCGUGGGGUUUUAACAGGACGCCGUGGUUCUGGGAGUUUAUUCCACAGGAGUCGGCUGCUGCAUCACAUGUUUAUGGGUUUUGACAGCCUGAAUGUAUACGCUGCUGUGGCCUUUUACUGCCGCCCACACUGAAACUGUAAGUUUACAUGUCUUCACGCGCCUGUGAGUGGAAACGACUGCACAUCUUUGCCCACUUGUCCACUUCGCAGACUUUUUCUCGAGGCCGUGAGAGCAGACGUGCGCGCGGUUCCAUGCAAACACUCCUCCAGAGGCCGAGGGAGCGGCGAACGAGCGCACUUCUGGAUAAAAGCUGAUGGAAGCCUGGGUUUUCUGCUCUCUGCUGAUCAGGAAGCCACCGGGUUUCCACUGAACGCCGCUGUUUUGUUGCCCACGCGUGAGAACAAAUGUUUUCUUCUCACAGCCGUGCAUGUAUCAGUGGAACAAUCUGACGCUCAAUGUCUUGUUUACCCACAUUUUGGCUUUGGGUCAAAUCUUUCUGUGCUCGCGGGUUAUUUUUAGAAAAGCAUUGUGGACGGAGGAGGGAGGGCAGAAAGUACAACACUUCACAGCGUUUGGCCCGGCUGAGUUGAUCCUAAAUGCCUCUGGACGCGGGGCUAAAUUUAGCCGCUCCGGGCUUCUGAUAAUUCACGGGAAUUUGGUUUUGAGCCUUUAUUAUUAAGCGGCAUUUACACAGCUUCUCCCCCGUCUGCUCUCAGAGCAAAGUCGCUGCUGCUGCCGAGUUUGCUGUGUGUCAUUUAACGUCAUAGUACACAGAAAAGCAACAUCACCUCCAUUUCCCCCCUCUUCCCCCACUCUCUUCCUCCUUGUGAUCCCUCCCCCUCCCUUAUUCCUACUCUAGCAAACGCACAUGCACACCACAUUUGUUAUAGCGGCAAAAAUAUGCUUGCCUCAUCAUUUUAUUCUGGUGCGCGGAGCCCUAUUUCUGUAGUGGAAUAAAGGACAGCCAAGCAGAAUAGAGGAUGCUCUGUUUCUCAUAGUAAAGCGACAAAGACUGGCAGCAGCUUCACGGGUUGUCUGCGUGGAAGCGAGGAGGUCUCUGGCAGCUGUGGGACCACCCGGUUGAUGAACUUCCUACCUUUGGGAAUGAGAGACGUUGGGAUUGCACAAAGCUGGAACAACAGUCUGCUGGGAUGAGUCGGAUGACGGAGGAUGACGUUGGUUGUCGGGGCGCUAUUCUGUGGAUCCGCUGGAUUUCUCACGCAUCUGCUCUUUGAAAUGUGACGAUGUCUUGUCGGUAACAAGGGGACGCUGGUGUGGACAUGGACCCCCUGCGUGCACGGACGCUGCCUUUGUUUUCGCCUCUGCUCAGAUACCUCUCUGUUGCCUGAGGAGCUAUGACCGAGUUCUACCUGUCUGACAGCAAUGCCAGUUACCUGAGAGCGGCCCGGGCGGGGAACCUGGAAAAGGUUCUAGACUACAUCAAGUCUGGGGUUGAGAUCAACAUUUGCAACCAGAAUGGCCUGAACGCUCUUCAUCUAGCCUCCAAAGAGGGGCACGUAGAGGUUGUUGCUGAGCUGCUGAAACUCGGAGCCACAGUGGAUGCAGCCACAAAGAAAGGAAACACUGCUCUGCACAUAGCCUCGCUGGCCGGUCAGACGGAAGUGGUCAAAGAGCUGGUCACCAACGGAGCCAACGUCAACGCACAGUCUCAGAAUGGCUUCACUCCUCUGUACAUGGCGGCCCAGGAGAAUCACCUGGAGGUGGUGCGGUUCCUCCUGGAGAACAGCGCCAGCCAGAGUAUGGCCACUGAGGACGGCUUCACCCCUCUGGCGGUGGCGCUACAGCAGGGCCAUGACCAGGUGGUCUCCUUGCUACUGGAGAACGAUACCAAGGGCAAAGUCCGGCUGCCUGCCCUGCACAUCGCCGCCCGCAAGGAUGACACCAAGGCCGCGGCCCUGCUCCUGCAGAACGACCACAACGCGGACGUGGAGUCCAAGAUGAUGGUGAAUAGAACAACAGAGAGCGGUUUCACGCCGCUCCACAUCGCGGCUCACUACGGCAACAUCAACGUGGCCACGCUCCUGCUGAACCGAGGGGCUGCGGUGGACUUCAUGGCUCGGAAUGACAUCACGCCACUUCAUGUUGCCUCAAAAAGGGGAAACAGCACCAUGGUCAAGCUGCUGCUGGAUAGAGGGGCUAAAAUCGAUGCCAAGACCAAGGACGGCCUGACGCCGCUUCACUGCGGCGCGAGGAGCGGACACGAGAAGGUGGUCGAGAUCCUACUGGACCGAGGGGCUCCCAUUCUGUCCAAGACCAAGAACGGCCUGUCUCCGCUCCACAUGGCCACUCAGGGCGACCACCUGAACUGCGUCCAGCUGCUGCUCCAGCACGACCUGCCGGUGGACGACGUCACCAACGACUACCUGACGCCGCUGCACGUGGCCGCCCACUGUGGGCACUACAAGGUGGCGAAGCUCAUCGUGGACAAGAAGGCCAACCCCAACGCCAAGGCCCUGAACGGUUUCACUCCCCUUCACAUCGCCUGCAAGAAGAACAGAGUCAAAGUGAUGGAGCUGUUGCUCAAACAUGGAGCGUCCAUUCAGGCCGUCACCGAGUCGGGCCUGACGCCGAUCCAUGUGGCAGCUUUCAUGGGCCACGAGAACAUUGUCCACGCACUCACUCAUCACGGAGCGUCACCCAACACCACCAACGUCCGCGGCGAGACGGCGCUCCACAUGGCAGCCAGGGCGGGCCAGGCCGACGUCGUCCGGUACCUCCUCAAGAACGGCGCCAACGUGGACACAAAGUCCAAGGACGACCAGACGGCGCUGCACAUCUCCAGUCGCCUGGGGAAGGUGGACAUCGUGCAGCAGCUGCUGCACUGCGGCGCCGCCGCCAACGCCGCCACCACCUCGGGCUACACCCCGCUGCACCUGGCGGCCCGCGAGGGACACCAGGACGUGGCGGCCAUGUUGCUGGAGAACAAGGCCUCGCUGGAGGCCGCGACGAAGAAAGGCUUCACUCCGCUGCAUGUCGCGGCAAAGUACGGCAAGAUGGAGGUGACUAAUCUCCUCCUACAGAAGAGAGCUGCACCUGACGCUGCCGGAAAGAGUGGACUAACUCCACUGCAUGUAGCCGCUCACUACGAUAAUCAGCGCGUGGCACUGCUGCUGCUGGAUCAGGGAGCUUCCCCGCACGCUGCUGCCAAGAACGGCUACACGCCGCUGCACAUAGCUGCCAAGAAGAACCAAAUGGAGAUCGGGACCACGCUGCUGGAGUACGGCGCAGACACCAACGCCGUGACGCGGCAGGGCAUCAGCCCCAUCCACCUGGCGGCGCAGGAGGGCAGCGUGGACCUGGUGUCGCUGCUGCUGGCCAAGAACACCAACGUCAACGUGUGCAAUAAGAGCGGACUCACACCACUGCACCUGGCGGCUCAGGAGGACAAGGUCAAUGUGGCAGAGGUUCUCUUCAACCACGGGGCCGACGUCAACACGCAGACCAGGAUGGGUUACACUCCGCUGCACGUGGCUUGUCACUAUGGCAACGCAAAGAUGGCAAACUUCCUGCUGCAGAACCAUGCCCGAAUCAACGGGAAGACCAAGAAUGGAUACACUCCUCUACACCAAGCAGCUCAGCAGGGCCACACCCACAUCAUCAACCUGCUGCUUCAGCACGGGGCCUCUGCCAACGAGCUCACCCUGAAUGGGAACACUGCCCUCUCCAUUGCCCGGCGCCUCGGGUACAUCUCCGUGGUGGACACUCUGAGGCCCGUGACAGAUGAAAACCUCAACACCAUGAGUGCAUCAGAAAAGCAUAAAAUCAAUGUUCCAGAGACCAUGAACGAGUUCCUUGACAUGUCCGAUGACGAAGUCCAGGCCAAUGUGCCAGAAAUUCUCCAUGAGGAGUCUUUUUCAGAUGUUGAAGAAGGUGAGGAUGCAAUGACCGGCGACACUGACAAAUACCUGCGGCCUCAGGACCUCAAAGAGCUGGGGGACGACUCCCUCCCCCAGGAGGGCUACAUGGGUUUCAGCAUAGGAGCCCGCUCCGCCAGCCCUAGAAUCAGCCUCCGCUCCUUCAGUUCGGAUAGGUCCAACACUCUCAACCGGAGCUCAUUUGCAAGGGAUAGUAUGAUGAUUGAAGAGAUUCUGGCUCCCACCAAGGACACGCUUCAGAGCGCCUGUAAAGACAUUUCCUACCUGGUUGACCCACUCAAUAAGCACCUGGCUGUGACCAGAGACUACAGCUCAGAGUGUAUGAGGCGCUACAGCUGGACUCCAGACACCAUGGACCACAGCCACAACACUGUGUCCAGUCCUAUUCACUCUGGCUUCUCCUCCCCGCUCCCUCAGUAUGACUCCAGGUUCUUGGUCAGCUUCAUGGUGGACGCUCGCGGCGGCUCCAUGAGAGGCAGCCGCCACAACGGCAUGCGCAUCAUCAUCCCCCCCAGGAAGUGUACGGCACCUACGCGCAUCACGUGUCGCCUGGCCAAGAGGCACAAGCUGGCGUACCCUCCGCCCAUGGUGGAGGGCGAGGGCCUGGUCAGUCGGCUGGUGGAGGUUGGACCCGCUGGUGCUCAGUUUCUCGGUCCCGUGAUCGUGGAGAUUCCUCAUUUUGGAUCCAUGCGGGGGAAAGAGAGGGAGCUGAUUGUUUUGAGGAGUGACAAUGGGGACACAUGGAAGGAGCACCAGUCUGACACCAGACCAGAAGAGCUCGUUGACCUGCUGACUGGGAUGGAUGAAGAGCUGGACAGUCCUGCCGAGCUGGAGAAGAAGCGCAUCUGUCGCAUAGUCACCAGUGACUUCCCUCAGUAUUUCGCUGUGGUGUCGCGGAUCAAGCAGGAGUCCAACCACAUGGGUCCCGAUGGCGGCGUCCUGUCGAGCAGCACUGUGCCCAUGGUGCAGGCCUCGUUCCCACAGGGGGCGCUCACCAAGAGGAUCCGUGUUGGCCUGCAGGCUCAGCCUGUGCCAGACGACAUGGUCAGGGCGGUGCUCGGCAACAGAGCCACCUUCAGCCCCAUCGUCACCGUCGAGCCCAGGAGAAGAAAGUUCCACAAGCCGAUCACGAUGACGAUCCCCGUCCCACCUAGAUCGGCCGAAGGGCAUCCCAGCGGCCACCGAGGCGAGACGGCACCCUGCCUUCGUCUCUUGUGCAGCAUCACAGGAGGGACGUCCCCUGCCCAGUGGGAGGACAUCACAGGGACCACACCGCUGUCCUUUGUAACUGAUUGUGUCUCCUUCACCACAAAUGUAUCGGCCAGGUUCUGGCUCGCAGACUGUCACCAGAUUCCUGAGACGGUCAGUCUAGCGUCUCAGUUAUACCGGGAGCUGAUCUGCGUGCCGUACCUGGCCAAGUUUGUGGUGUUCGCCAAGAUGAACGACGCCGUGGAGGCUCGACUGCGCUGCUUCUGCAUGACGGACGACAAGGUGGACAAGACCCUGGAGCAGCAGGAGAACUUCGAGGAGGUGGCGCGGAGCAAAGAUAUCGAGGUUCUGGAGGGCAAGCCUAUCUACGUGGACUGCUACGGCAACCUGUCCCCUCUCUCCAAAAGUGGACAGCAGCUGGUCUUUAACUUCUUCUCCUUCAAGGAAAACAGACUUCCCUUCAACGUUAAGAUCAGAGACCUGAGCCAGGAACCGUGCGGCCGUCUCUCCUUCCUGAGAGAACCCAAAACCACCAAAGGCCUUCCACAAAUGGCCAUAUGCAAUUUGAAUAUCACACUGCCAACCCACAAGAAGGAUAUGGAGUCUGAUCCUGAUGAUGAGACUGAAAAGCCAGAACGACGUCAUACCUUUGCCUCCUUAGCUUUGCGUAAGCGCUACAGCUAUUUGACCGACCCAGCAGCGAAAACAACUGAUCGAAGCCCGCCGAGAACACAGUCUUCUAGCUACCCUCACAAACCUGUCUUUUCAACGAGAUCUUAUCAGGCGUGGUCGCCUCUUCCUGUCGCCGUCCCUGGCCAAGCCAAGUCUGGCUUUGGCUCACUCUCCAGUUCGUCAUCCAACACGCCCUCUGCCUCUCCACUAAAGUCUGUCUGGUCCAUCAACUCUGCCUCACCCAUCAAGACCAACUUUCCUGGAUCACCUGUCUCCUCCGUUAAGUCAGUUAGUGACAUGGCCUCUCCUAUCCGAUCUUACAGAACCAUCUCCUCUCCGAUAAAAACUGUAGUCCAGCAAUCCCAGUACCCAGUGCAGGUCACCCCUAGUCCCAUGGCAUCACCAGGGAAAAGUUCUUCUGACUCCGCAUCCAUGAAGGGACUGGCAGCAAUGUCUGCUAGGACCUCCCCCAUAACUGUCUCUGGAGGAGGAAGUGCUCUUCUAGAGAGACCAUCUAUUGGCAUGACACCACCAACAUCUCCUAAAGCAUCUUUGACUAUGUUUAGUUCUCCCCUGCCAUACAAGACUGUUAUGAGUGGUUCUAGUGGCACACCAGCUUCCUCCUCACCCAUAAAAACAGUCCCUGGUCUUUCCGCUGUGCGUUCCUUUGCAUCGGAUAUCUCUGGCCCUGCAAGAAAUUUGUUUUCCUCUCUGUCAUCACCACUUAAAUCCAACACUCCUCCGAAUGCUGCAGCUCUAAUUAAUGGAACUGUGUUGCCCACACAGUACGGCCCUUCAUCCCCAGCCCCUCUCCUAACCACCAGUUUGCAAGAGAGAAUACAGGCAACCACCAAUGCUGCAACCACAAGUGUGAAUGCAGCCUUCGAUGAGGUUGAGAAAACAUUCAACUCUUGUUCUGCAGGCUAUGGCACCUUAAAGUCCUUAUCUUCUUCAGCAUCUUCGUCUUAUCAGUCCAUUAGGUCUUCAGCUUCUAGUUCUCUUUAUGCCUCUCUAAGGUCCCCUCCAAAUGCCACCACUGCUGUAACAUGCAGUACUGUGACCGUUCCAGUGUUCUCUGUUAUAAAUGUGCUUCCUGAGCCCCAGUUUAAAAAGUUACCUGAGGUGUCUAAGUCAGCUGCUGCCCUUCUGUCACCCCGGAAAACUGUGCCCUUGGAGGCAAAUGCUCAGUUGCAGUCUUCCUUUGCUAGAACUCUCUCCCCUAUCAAAGCCCCUAUUUUUUCUGCUGGUCUAAAACCAAACACCACGUCAUCGUUGUCAUCUAGCCAAGAGAUUCUGAAAGACGUAGCUGAAAUGAAAGAGGACUUAAUAAGAAUGUCAGCCAUCUUGCAGUCAGACCCAAAUUCUGCAGCAAAUAAAGGAUUUCAAUCAGACUCCCCGAAAGAAGCUAAGAUGGAGGAUGAGGAGCCAUAUAGGAUUGUGGAAAAAGUUAAACAAGAUUUGGUAAAAGUGAGUGAAAUCCUUACAAAAGAUGCUGUGAAGGAUGGCAGGGUUUCUCUGGCUAGGGGUUCUUUGGAUGACAUACACUUCUCAAAAGUUCAGGUUGAACAACCUCCAAGCAACUGGAGCUAUCCGCCAAGAUAUGAGACUGUGGUUCCACAUGCCAAAUCAAAAACAAUACCAGAUAGAGAUUUUAAUCUUUCUAAAGUGGUUGACUACCUUGCCAAUGAUGUUGGUAGCAGCUCUUUCUCCAAAAUGCAUGACCCAAUGCAUAAAGCAGAUGAGGCCAAAAGAGAAGGAGAUGGCAAGGAGAAGCAAAAACGUGUUCUAAAGCCCACCAUAGCAGUUCAGGAGCAUAAACUUAAAAUGCCUCCAACAAACAUGCGCUCUUCACCUUCAGACAAAGAAAUCAGUAAAGUAGCAGAUGCUCUUUUUGGGGCUGACACUGUAUUAGAAUCUCCUGAUGACAUCUCGCACGAACAAGACAAAAGCCCUCUCUCAGACAGUGGUUUUGAGACCAGGAGUGAACGGACACCCUCUGCCCCUCAAAGUGCAGAGGGCAUGGGCCCCAAGGCUCUUUUUCAGGAUAUCCCAGUGCCCCCAGUGAUCACUGAGACUAGAACUGAAGUUGUCCAUGUCAUAAGGAGCUAUGAAUCACCAGAGGAGAGCAAGCAAUCUGUAAUGGAGGAUGCACAUCCUGUCAGAUAUAUUGAUUCAGAAUCAAAAGGACAUUUGAAUCAAACUUCAACUCCAGAACAAAAUAAAAGUUAUUCUGUAAAAGUCAGCCCUGAUGAGGAUCCGAUGGGAAAAGGAAUGAGGGUAAAGGAGGAGACUCACAUCACUACUACCACCAGGAUGGUCUACCACAAACCAUCUGGCAAAGAGGCAGCUACGGAAAGGUGUGAGGAAACAAUGUCUGUGCAUGACAUAAUGAAAGCUUUUCAGUCAGGAAAGGACCCCUCUAGAGAGCUAGCUGGAUUGUUUGAACACAAGUCUGGCAAUGAAGAAUCCUCACAAAGAGUCCUUGAAGACAUCAACUCCAAACCUAAAGUUGAAAGAAUAAUUGAGGUUCACAUUGAAAAAGGCAAUAAAGCAGAGCCAACAGAGGUUAUUAUCAGAGAGACGAAAAACCACCCUGAGAAGGAAAUGUAUUACUACCCAGGGAGUAGACAGGAAGAAGAGGAGUCUGAAGAAUCACUUCCAGUCUACCUGGACUCCCCUAGAGUGAACACACCGAUGUCACAGGAGGAAGAUAGUCGACCUAGUUCAGCCCAGCUGAUGGCAGAUGACUCAUACAAAACACUAAAGUUACUUAGCCAGCAUUCUGUAGAGUAUAAUGAGGAUGGCUCAUCAGAUCUUAGGGGUGAAUCUUAUAACUUUGCAGAAAAAAUACUGCUUUCUGAGAAAUUUGAUCAGUCUCAUUCUGACAGUGAAGAAUAUCUGAGAGACAGAUCUCGCUUCCAUUCACCAGACAGAAGCAGUCACAGUGAGGGUAGAUCAGUUGGGCCAAGGACAGAAUAUGUCUUUAGGUCAUCAAGAAAUGUGUUUGACAAAGCUGGAAGAAUGGCCAAUGUUGACGAUAACUUUGACAAACUAACACUUUUGCAGUAUUCUUCUGAGCCUGGUAGCCCGAAGCAGUCUGUUUGGAUGCGGGUGCCAGAUGACACACAGAUUAAGGAGAGGGAACAGCUUAUGUAUGAGGACAGAGUAGACAGAACUGUAAAGGAGGCAGAGGAAAAACUUACUGAGGUAUCUCAGUUUUUUCGUGACAAAACAGAACAGCUAAAUGAUGAACUCUCAUCUCCAGAAAAGAAAUCUCGCAGGCCAGACUUUAGAGAAUCGCGUUCAGGUCCAAGUUCAACACAUAGUAGUCCAGAAAGGUCGACUUACAGGAAUGGAGGCAGUGGGGAGGAAUGGAACAGAGACCGGCUUAGAGACAGGUUCAACGCAAGUGACAGGAAAUGUGCAAGCUUACCUAACAGUCCAGAAAGGAGAGUAUUGCUGCAGUACACUGAUUCAGACUCAAGAAAGCAAGAAGACCGUAAAUCACCGGGUAAUGUAGGUGAAAGCCCUAAACCUUUUCAAAUGUCAUCUUCCAAAGUCAGUGCAGUAAGACUAAAGUUUGAGCAAGAGGCACAAAGACAGGACAGGAACACUCAGGGUGGCCAGAAUUCUAAUCCUCCUAUAAGGAAACUCCAAGAAAGUAAGCUACCUGUAUAUCAGAUGUUUAGUGGUUCAGAGACUACCAAAGCACCAAACAGUCCAGGGAAUCAGAGAAGAGGUUUAGCUAGUGAAUCAAAUAAGUUCUCACCCAAGCAUGAGAGCAGUGGGAAGGAUCAGGAAGAGAAAAAGUUAUUCAAAAAGUGGGACAGCCAAGGCUUUGGGAGCUAUAAUACCCAAUCUCCCAAACUAUCUCAUUCUUUAAUCCAUGACCCAAAUAAAGAUGGUAAUGCUAGCGAUUCCCAAAGACAAGAAACAACCAAGAAAAUCAUCUACACAGAAUUUGUUGUCCGCGAAAGUCCAAGCGGCAAUGACAGUCUAAAAAAAAACUCGGAAUUACAAAUUCCUGUAAAAAAGCCAUUUAAUUUUUCAGAAAAUCAGAAAUCCACCACUUUAAAAUUAGAUGCCUCUGUUGAAUCAUGCGAGAAACCAGGGUCUCGUAUACCCAAUUUGUCUAGGAAUCGGUUACACAGUAGCUCUGAAUCCAACAUGUCUACUCGCGGAUCAUCAGUAGGAAAAUCCACAGACUCAUCCGAUAGCAGCCAGUCAAAUGUAGUCUGUAAUGGCGUCGAGCUUGACCAAGUAGAGUAUUUGGAUCAAGUCACUCCUGUAGUUGUCACAGAGGGCUUUAAAGACAUUAAACCCUUACCUGUUUAUGUUAGCAUUCAAGUAGGAAAGCAAUAUGAGAAAGAAACAGCCUCAGGACAGCUGGGUACUACAUACAAGAAAAUAGUCAGCCACGAGAGUAGAACUGUACAUGAGAGUAGGGGUGCAUUUUACUCUGUGAAACAAAAGCAGUCAUCAUCACCACACGGAAGUCCGGAAGAUGACACUCUAGAGCAAAUGACCUUUAUGGACAGCUCUGGGAAAAGCCCUGUUACUCCUGAGACCCCCAGCUCAGAAGAAAUGAGUCUGACCUCAAGAACACCAGAGUCUGUGAUAGCUUUCAUGCCUGCCAUGCCUAGCCCUAUCCCAGAGGAGUCUGAGGAAGAAGAUGGGAAGACGUUCAUCUAUAAGGAGCCAACAAAGGAAAAAUCUAAGCCAGCUUCGUCAGAGAGUUACAGUAAAAGGUAUGAGGCAGAGAAACCAAAGUCAAAGGAGAAAAGAGUGGCUUAUAUAGAAUUUCCACCUCCUCCUCCUUUAGAGUCAGAGCAGUCUGGUCAUGAGAAAAGGGGAUCUCAUGCUUCUUCCCAGGCAGAGACAGAGAUGAUGGAGGUGAACCUCCAAGAGGAGCAUGAUAGGCACCUCUUGGCCGAGCCAAUCAUCAGGGUACAGCCUCCCUCCCCUAUUCCUCCUGGGGCUGACAACAGUGACUCUAGUGAUGAUGAAUCUGUCUUUCAUCCCAUACCUGUCAAAAAGUACACAUUCAAAAUGAAAGAAGAGGGAGAGAAACGUUCCAAACCCAAAAAAGAGAAAAAUGGAAAUAAUAAGGAGUCUGGAAUUAAUGGCGUGGUAAAGGGGGAGGAUGCUGACUUAGAACAAAAUGGCAACGAUCAGUCAAUCACUGACUGCUCCAUAGCAACCACUGCUGAGUUUUCUCAUGACACAGAUGCAACUGAGAUAGACUCCUUAGAUGGCUAUGACCUUCAGGAUGAGGAUGAUGGGCUGAGUGAGGACCCUAAAACGUCAAGUCUUUCAAAUGAUGGGAAAACAACUGAUCGCUCAUUUAGUCAGACCAAGCUUGAAGUGAUAGAGGAAGAGAAAGGCGAAGAAGGCGGGGAUACUGCAAAGAGCAGCACAUCCUCAGUGAAAACCAGUAGAGAUGAAAAGGAUUAUACUCUUGAGGGAAGGCAUCCUGAUAGGCAGGUCUUUAGUGACAACUACUUUGGCUACCAACUUGAAGAGGAGCUGAAUUCAACAUUUAAAACAGUUGCUACCAAAGGCCUAGACUUUGAUCCCUGGUCCACCAAAGCUGCAGAUAAUGAUGGUGUUUUUGAGUCCAAAACUAAAGAGGAUGACCCCAAGCCCUUUGGCCUGUCGGUGGAGGACAAAUCACAGGCUACAACACCCGACACAACCCCUGCUCGAACACCAACUGAUGAAAGUACACCGACUAGCGAGCCUAACCCCUUCCCUUUCCACGAAGGGAAGAUGUUUGAGAUGACCCGCAGUGGUGCUAUUGACAUGAGCAAGCGAGACUUUGUUGAAGAGAGGCUUCAGUUUUUCCAGAUUGGUGAGCAUUCCUCUGACCCUAAAACAGGGGAAAAGGGGAGAGGGGGCAAGGUCCUUGGGGUAAUUUCCUCUCAGUCAAAAACAGGGGAGAGGGCCACAGUAGACGGGAUGGUGAAGGUUAUAGAUACUACCACAGACAGCAGCACUACACCAACACCACCAGCAGCAGCAAAAACAACAAAAUGCAUCCCUGCACAGCCUGGCAAUGACUCUGGCUUUACCAGUACUGACGCUCCUGCCUGCGAAGCCAUAGCUGAGCCUGCCUCUUCGUGCACAAUCACAGCCUCUAAGGUCGAUCCCAAAUUACGCACUCCUAUUAAAAUGGGCAUAGCUGCUUCCAUCACUGUUAAGAAGGACUCAGGGGAUCUCAGUGACUGUAAAGCUGGGAUGUCAGAGGGUCAGAUUGUUCCAGAAUACAUCAGUAUAGAGGCUCAGUCUCAAUCUAGCAAACACACAGAUCCCAAAUCAGAAAAGAAAGGUUACCCAUCAGAAAACUGCAACAACAACAAUAAUCUUGAAUCUUCCAGUGUCCAGGCCAACUACAUUCAGUGUGGUAGCGUGGUAUUUAAUUUGCAGUCCUCCUCUGAACCUACUCUUCAAAAAGCUAGUAGGAUAGAAACGCUGUGUUGCAGGGAUUUAGAAGAGAGAGUGGAUGUGCACAUCAGCAGUCAGGGUCAAGAGCACAAGAGCGAAACAAUUAAAGAAAGUGAAGUGAAGCAGCCCAAGUCAAGGCUUCCAGUUAAAGCAUCAGGGUGGUCGUUUCACACGCAGGGGACGGCCAUAGGCAAACAGAAGCCCAAGCAAGCGCUGAAAGUUGAGGUCAAAAAAAGAGGAGAGCCAGCCAUAGCCAAAGUAGAGCCCAGGUCUAGGAUACCAAUCAAGGAUGUUAAAAAAAGCAGCAAUGUUCCCGCAGCUAGCUCACUUUCAGUUCAGGUUUCUCCACAACCAACAAGGGCAUUGGACACACAGAGAGCAGCUAUACAGUUGCCUUCAAGGCCACCGCCAAAAGACAGGCAUCGGGUCAGCAAUGUCACAAGUGAGAGAGUAUCUAGUCAAGAGAAUCCUAGUGAAGUUUGUAAGCGCACCAUCAAAUACUUUAAAGACAUUAGUGGGGAGACGCUAAAGUUGGUGGACCACCUGUCAGACGAGGAGAAAAAGACGCAGACAGAGCAGUCGGAGGAAGACAGCACCUCCCGGAGCACCUCUCUGUCGGACGCCUCCCAGCCUUCCCAGCCCUCCCAGCCCUCCCGCUCAUCCAGGUCUGGUAGAGGUUCGAGGGCUGAGGCCGGGGCCGCGUCCGUAAGGGCAAAGGUGGCGACGACGGACAGGGCCUCCGGCAGUGAGAGGAGCAGGAGGAGUAGGCGGACUGGUGGGAAGGAGGGCAGUCAGGGACUCACAGGGUCUCGAACGCCUCCCAUCGCGGAGAUCAAGCCUAGUCCCCAGAGUCCCUGUGAGCGAACAGACCUGCGCAUGGCUAUUGUUGCAGAUCACCUGGGACUCAGUUGGACAGAGUUGGCUCGGGAGAUGAACUUCACAGUGGAUGAGAUCAACCACGUCAGACUAGAGAACCCCAAUUCUCUGACAGCACAAAGCUUCAUGCUGCUUAAGAAAUGGGUCAGUCGGGAAGGAAAAAAUGCCACAACGGAUGCCUUAACUGCGGUGCUGACCAAAGUCAAUCGGAUGGAUAUUGUGACUUUGCUGGAAGGCCCUAUAUUUGACUAUGGUAACAUUUCAGGCACAAGAUGUUUUGCCGAUGAUAACGCUGUUUUCCGGGAUCAGGCUGAUGAUUAUCAGAGCAUUCUAGCAGAGCUGCAGUCCCCUGCUGCACUGUGCUCUGAUGCCCACUUCCUGGAGCCUGAACUCCCUGUCACCCCCAACCCUUUCCUUGCCCACCAGCAACACCACCGUUACCCAGAACCUGACACCCCAUUGCUGGACAAAUCCCCAACCCAGCCCUUGCCCUGGAGCCCGGAGAUAGAGCCUGGUAGCAGAGAGUCAGAUAGCCCACCAAAGAGCCCACCCAGACCCUGUGAACUCGCUUUAUCGUUCCCAGUGUUUGAACUGCCUGAUCCUCUUCCUUCUAAGGUCACAAAGCCCCACAUUGCGCUGAACGAUCAACUGCUUUUGAGCGAGGAGGAGGACAGGUCUUUUCAUGAAAUCAAGCUGAGCUCCAGACCCAAAUCAAACUCCUUUCCCACAAUGUGUGAGUUAGACAUUGACAUGGCUUACUCCACGUCUUCGCCAUCCCUCUCAUCAGUAUCAUCAAUAACCCCUUCAUCGCCUGAAAGAGCACAAAUGGGAGGCGGAGGGGUGCUGAUGGAUGCCCCUAAUGAGAUACAGAAGGAAGUAGGUGUGAAAGGAGAUGAAAAGGAAGUGAUGGAAAUAAGUGAGAAGGUGAUUGAAAAGGCUGCUUCAGAGUUAGUGGAUGGAAAUGGAUUAGUGGAAAAGUGGGUAGAGCAGGAUUUGAUUAAGAAUGUGGAAAUAAAAUGUGAAAUUAUAACAAAAGAUUGGUCUAAGCUGGGAGAGAAAGGACUAUUGUUGGAACAAGAGGAAGAGACAGAGGCUCUAAAUAAGCAUCAUGUCCUUUCUCAAGAUGAGAAUAAGGGGACAGCUUGUGAAGUGGUGGAAUUGAGAGAUGUGCAGAAUUUAUUUGAAGAACAGUAUAGUCUGAUUCAAAUCAGUCAUGAAGUGGAACAAAGCAUGACGACAGAGUCACUGACUGUCGAACAGGAUGCUGAGGAAAUAUCAAAGGUACAAGAAGUUAGGGAGGAUGUGGAAGAGAAGAUUAGGGCACAUGGCAAAAUGGACGGCACAGCUGGAGAAAUACAGUUUAACGAGGAAGGAGGAUUGUGUGAAAGCGAGAGAGACCAGGACCAGGCUGCAGCACCACUCUCCCCUCAGGCCUGGGUUGAGGCACUUGGGGAACUUCAGCCCAGUGACUCUGGCUCUAAUGACGAAGAGGAGGAGGAAGAUGGAGACAGUGAAUGCACAGACAAGCCAUUAGGACCCCUGUUGGAGGAUGUGACGAAAGAGGAAGGCUCAGAGGAGAAGGCGGCGGACGAAGAGGCAACCGCUGGCACUGUUCAGGAGGUUCUUUGUCGGGUUGAACAGGCAGAAAAAGACGUGUGUUCGCUUUCAGGUUGGCACAGCGAUUCCUCCAGCGUCAACGUGGAGCCACCAACGCCAGGGAGAAGCGUCAGCUCCGACCGGCUCGACAGACGGGAAGGCCAAGAAAACUCGAGUGACUCCAUCACUUCCUCAUCUAGAGGCGAAUCAGGGAAGUCCCGACACAACGGCGACAACUCAAAGCACUCACCUCAGGACGCCUCAUCCGAGUCAUCUAAUGGGAAAAAAGAAGGGGGAACGCUGGUGUCGGAGAGAAAAGUUCAGCAGCGGGUUAGUGUAGAUUCCGGUUCAGAGGAAGAACAGACCGUUACAACUAGAAUCUUCAGACGACGACUCAUUUUAAAGGGAGAAGAAGCGAAAAAUAUCCCAGGCGAGUCAAUGACAGAGGAACAUUAUUUGGACCAUGAUGGUAACCUCAUCAGUAGAAAAGUAAUCAGGAAAGUUAUUCGGAGGGUUUCUACUCCCACACCAGAAAACCAAAGAGGUGACAGGUGGCACAGGGACCUUCAUCACAGCCCUGAUCUGCAGGAAGAGAAAGGAGAAGGGUCAAGGAACAGCAGGCGAAAGGAGGAGAGAAAGUCAGGGGAUAAAAAGCUCCACUCAUAGAGAUGCUGGUGCUCUACCAGGCUCAGAGGUGCUGAUGUGUUCCAGUCCAAGCAAUUCAGGCAGGAGUCCAACCUGCAACUAUCUGCUUCAAACUACAGGUUUUCAUGUGAGAGCAGUCGACCCCUCUGAUUUGCAAAUCAGCAUGAAAAACUCCCUCCCCGUCAAUCAAAAGGACCCAGGGAGGUGUCACGUUCUGACUGUGGGGGACCCGUGGACAGAGAUUCAGCUUCCUGCUUCGUGUGAGACAAUACGUGCCAUCAGGGGGGGGAGCUUUUUUUCUUCUUCUUCUUCAGGAGUGCCGUUUGUUGUGGAAAGCAAACUGACUAAAUGAAGAGGCUCCGUUACUGGCAACCACACAGGUGCAACUGUGACCAAAGAUGGCACAAGAGCUCGAUCCACAUUGUUGGUGGAAAAAAAAUAAAGCAAGACACGGUAACACAGAAAAAGCGAAUGGAACACAUCGGAUCCAAAUUCAACACUCGCCUUAUAGUUUUUUCUUGAACCCAUUCUUGUCAGGAUGUAAAUUGUUCUAGGAUUUUGUUUUCUUUCUUUUUUUUAACUAACGCAAAACUUUUUUUCUGUAUAUAAAAUUACAAUGAAAAUUCUUAAAAAAGGUUGGCUCAGAGUUACUGGUCGAGGACGCACUGAGGAGAGUAACUUUUUCAAGUGCUUUCGUACUUUCUUGAAACAGUUCCACUUUUAAAGAUUUGAGUGUAACUUCACAAGUUCUUGUAUAAUUAAUUAUUAGAGCAGGUAUAAUGUUUGUAUAUGAAAAAAACUGCUGGUUUGAUUUUAACAGAGGAAAUUUCCAGAAAAUCAACUUUCAGUAAUUCCCAAAAGUGGGAAUGAAACUAAUCCUGCAAAGGCAGCCUUUCAGAGUACUCAUAUUUUCAUGCAUGCUGUUCACAUUAUUUUAAGUACGAUUUUUACAAGUUUGAAGCACUGUAUUCAAAUGACAGAUGAAACCCUUUAUCUGUGUACACAUAUAGCCCUAACGUUUGUCACCAAUUUUAUAUUUUAAGUUGAAAAGGGAUACCACUAUAGCGUUUGUCAUGCUGGGGUGCGGAUGAAAAAAGUUCUAUAGCUUCUGGAGGGUUUGACGUCGUCUCUGUCUAUGUUAAACUGGGGAGCAGCUUCUGCUACGAGAGCGAAUAAGCUGAAUGUACAUGCUAGUGGGCUGGCUCGCUGUAAAAUUAAAACUGUAUUAUGUGUGUUGGCUGUAAGGUGUAGGAGUCUCUGUACGCUGUUAGACUGUUUGUACUCAUUUUAGCAGUGUGCCAGUUUGGUUUUCGAAUGCUGUGAUAUCAAAGGAAAAAUGGGGCAUUUCAUUUUGGAUUUUUUGGUGGAAGUAUUCCUUUCAUUUGAAAUCUACUCACAUUAAGGACACAUAAAGACAUUAUUUGAUUGUAGCUCUAAAUAGCAUAUUGUAUGACAACAACACUGGAUGGUCAAAAACAAUUAUUUAAGCAUUAAAUAAAUUGUGUUUAACUCUGAAAUUGUGUGCUCUUUUUUAGGCUUGACAGUCUGUAUAUGCAGCGUUGAAUAGAGUUGUUCUCACUAGCUCAUUGGCAUUUUUUUUUUACUUUAUAUUACACUAGGAAUUAUCCUUGUAUUGGUUUUUAUUAGAUGCCCAUGUAGUGUGGUGUUCUACUGGUGCGAUGGCUCAGUAUGCUGAUGUCUAUUCUGUGGACAUAAAAGCUAUGUAAUAUACCUGGGGGAGGGUGGGUGAAUAAAGACAGGCAGGGUGCUUUACUACAUCCCCUUAUCACUACUGUGUCAAUCAGGAUAGAAGAUCCUUUGAUAUGGUUGAACUAUCAAUUUUGUCAAUUUCCUUUGAUAUGUGUUUUCACCUGAGCAGAUUUUUUGAUGUACAAUUCUUACUAACAGAGUGAAGCCAUUGAAAUGUAAUCUAGCACUUUGGGAAUUCAAAGUCUUUUAGAGACCAUAGGAGCAAUGAUGCCACCACAUAUGUUUCAAACGUCUUUAAAAAAAAUCUACCUAAAAAAAAUAAAAAUGCAUUGAUUUUGCAAUA
Molecule: messenger RNA, 17396 nt
Organism: Betta splendens (Siamese fighting fish)
Lineage: Eukaryota; Metazoa; Chordata; Actinopteri; Anabantiformes; Osphronemidae
Gene: ank3a
Product: ankyrin 3a
Exons: 51
Coding region: 1361-15364 (4667 amino acids)
Biological process (GO): signal transduction; protein localization to T-tubule; regulation of cardiac muscle contraction
Cellular component (GO): T-tubule
Molecular function (GO): protein binding
Source: RefSeq, a predicted model, not a curated record